Molecule: messenger RNA, 1311 nt
Organism: Caenorhabditis elegans
Lineage: Eukaryota; Metazoa; Nematoda; Chromadorea; Rhabditida; Rhabditidae
Gene: pals-33
Product: Protein containing ALS2cr12 (ALS2CR12) signature
Exons: 12
Coding region: 1-1311 (436 amino acids)
Source: RefSeq, marked reviewed
AUGGGUGCACUAUUCUCGUACUGUUGUCCUUGUUGUUGCUCCCGGGAACCUAACAAUAGGGAGAACUCAAAUUAUGGAGUCACAGAUUCAACUUCACGCUAUCGCGGUAAUAUACAAGAUACAGAAGCUCAGUAUGGAAGUUCCAGAAACACGUCGCUUGAAAUUACAUCGAGUGAACCGCCAAGAAAUCAAUAUGUUUCAAAUGAUUAUACCAAUCCUGGUCGAACCUACGAGCACAAUCAACAAUCAGUAAACAGUACAGUCUCACUUUAUUCCCCAUAUCUUAACCUGCCUUCCGGCAACAAUUACAGUAAUCAGGAUUAUCACAGCCAGCAAAUCGCCAAUCGCAAAACACAACGUGAACUUGAUGAACAAAGAAAAGAGUUUGAGCAUCAACAGAAGCUACAGAGAAUGCAGCAAGAGUCAAGAAUCAAGCAAGAGGAAGCGUUUCGACAAAUUACUCAGCAAAAUCAAGACUUUGAAUUGAGAAGGCAGCGGAAACAAAAUGAACAAGAAGCCAGACUUGAAGAAUUACGUCGGAGUGCGAAAAUUGAAAAUGAUAGAAAAAAUCGAGAGGACGAAUUGGCGAUCGAGACAAUGAAAUUCGAGAAUUCACAGCGAAACACUGAAGUUUAUAGUCCAUACCUUGAUAGUUUGAAAGAGAAGAGCCUAAAGCAAGACGAACAAUUCCGUAAUAAUAAAAUACGCUUCAAAAAUGAGGAAAUGGAUCGAACACUAAAAUAUCAGCAAGCCCAAGAAGAGCAUACCCUCCGCCGCCAGAAAAUCGAUGAGGAAUUUGAGGAAAAAUGUCAGAAAUUGAAUGAGGAAGCACAGCAAAGACAGAGGGAAAUGAAUCGGCAAUUUGAAGAAAUUAAGAAAAUUAUGCAGAUGAGAGUUUGGAAUGAUACAAUUGAAAGAAAUUGGACGAAUAGGUUGAAUGAAGCAAGGUCUGCCAAUAAAGACUCGCAGAUAUUGGAGCACCGGUGCCUGGUCUCCAGUCCACGACCUACAGAUAUAGAAGAAUGGAAGCACGUUCUGCAAAUUUUGCUAAAAAAUAUGGAAAAUGAAUCUUCAAAUAUGUCGGUGAUGUAUGAUAACACCAACAAAUCGUUUUUACUUGAUAUUCAGAAAGCGGUCGACGAGAUUUCUUUUUCAUGUGCUUGUUUGCUGAGAGAGCUCGAUCAUGGAGCAAACUUGACGAAGCUGACAAAUUUAACUGGAAAAUUGAACAGAGCUUGCAUGAAUAUUCCGACGCUAGCCGAGCUGAAACGAAACUACUACGCUGAAAUGCAAAAUAACUCUCAAUUGUGA